Corythoichthys intestinalis (scribbled pipefish) is the source of this 462-nucleotide messenger RNA. RefSeq lists its product as uncharacterized. Lineage: Eukaryota; Metazoa; Chordata; Actinopteri; Syngnathiformes; Syngnathidae. Gene Ontology annotation, cellular component: cytosol; nucleus. The record is from RefSeq and is a predicted model, not a curated record. The transcript is spliced from 4 exons. Gene Ontology annotation, biological process: intracellular iron ion homeostasis. The coding region runs from base 104 to 364 and encodes 86 amino acids. Gene Ontology annotation, molecular function: 2 iron, 2 sulfur cluster binding.
UGGUAGAAUCAUUUAAAUCAGGCAUUCUACCGCUACCUCUGCAAUAGAAAUUUGGUCAAUCCUAGCCAAAAGUGAAAAUAUUUGGAAGUCUAUAACGCUGAACAUGGCUAUAACAUCCGAUCACAUCCGGGAUAAACUCAAAACCGAGCUUGCGGCGGAGCACGUUGAUGUGGAAGAUAUGUCAGCCAACAGAUGUGCAACGAGUUUUAAAGUGCUUGUGGUGUCUUCCAAGUUUGAGGGCAAACCCCUAUUACAGAGGCAUAGGAUGGUCAACACCUGCUUAGAGGAGGAACUGAAAGACAUCCACGCACUGGAACAGAAAACCCUCACGCCAGAACAGUGGGAGAAAUGCAAGCCUAAAUGAUAGUGCCGCAUAUUCUCAUGGUAAAUCAUGUCUUGGUUCCGAUCCUCAUUGUGUAAAUGCUACCGAAUAUAAUAAAAAGACAGUCCGUGGGCCGAGAA